AUGGAUUUUUACAAACUUAACGAGAUUGAAGACUGGGCGUGUAUAAAGGUUGUAAAGUAUUACCGUGCGAACUCGGGACAAAAAACUUGGACAAAAGUACUUGACAAAAUAAAAAAGGAUCUCCAAAUUGUGGCAUCAGACCCAGCCUUUGACGCGAGACGCAAAAGAAAAGCUCAGGAAAUUAUAGACAGCUGGAAGAUUUGGACCUCCCCGAUGAAAAGGAAUGGUUCGCAGUAUAAUCUUAAGUAUCAGAAGGUGGAGCAACAAGUGCUUGCGACUGGAAAUGCUGUGUCUGUCGAUAAUCGUCGUAUAAUCGAAAAACGUCGACAAGAAGAUCAAGAUGAUAGAGAGGAAACAUUGGACGAAAGAAAUAAAACUCCAUUGACAAGAAGAAAAAGUCAUUUUUAUGGCGAAUCGAUAACAGAUGACGAUGCUUCUGAAAAUUCUUCUUCUAGUAGUUUAGAUGAGCUAAACGAUGAGUUGGUUACUCAAAAGAACGACCACUUUGAUGAAAAUCAAGAUAUUCAAAUUGACAAUCAGAACUCUUCAACAUUAACAGCUUCAAGUACCAUUGAAACAGAUGUGGAAUCAAAUCAGAAAUCGUUAAAAGAUCUGCUUGGUGGCAAUCUUUAUUGCUCAGAAAAUAUGAAAUCCAUCUGCCAAUACCAUGAUACACUAUAUCCUGAUGAAAAUUUAAUAGACUUACGGCCAAAUUCAAACUAUUUCAAGAAACUUCCUUUCAAAAUUCUGGAACCAUAUUUUAAAGAGCUUGACGACAAAAUUGAAAAUUUAAUUCCACUAAAUAUUCACGAAUUCCUGAUAGAGUUUUUUCAUCAAGAUUUGACCAGCGAGGAAUGGCACAUCAAGAUUGAUGAUCUACGCUGUUUAGAUCAAAAUGAUUGGCUAAUGGUAUCUGUUAUACGAAUUUUGCGCAGAACACUACCUCCAUUCAUCAUGGCGUUUUCUAUGGGAGCUCGAAAUCCACUACUUAACUUAGCUACAUUAGAAAAACCACAUUUAAACUCUUUUGUCCACCCAUGUCUACAGGCGUCUCUUUGGUAUAUUUCAGCAAUAUGCUAUGAAUUCGGAGAAAUUGGAUCAAAAAAUCACGUAAAACGUGAAUGCGCCGAUGGCGUAGGACACCUAAAUACUGCUGAUAAAUUUCAGCUAGUUUAUAUGGAAGGCUCAAGAAUAAAUGCUAAAAAUGACAAAGAAAUAACGGAUGCCUCCAAAAUAUCUAAUAACCUUCAAACCAUUUUUAUAAAUAUAAUAAAAGAUAACAUAAAAUGUAGACGCAGAUUUCCCAAAACACUUGCUGUUUUCGGUGGGCAAAGUUUCCGCCUUAGAAUUCACCUACAAUUUUUAAACUAUUGUGAAGGAAAGUUCUGUCUGAAUGAAGUGGAUAAUGCGAAUCUUCCACGUGACUUCACAGAGAUGGCGGACUUUGUGUUCUUUUAUGAAUGCGUGAUAAAGUGGGCCUUACUGGCUCGGGAAGUAAAGGAAGGUUUCGAAAAAUCAAGGUCCCAACAAAGGCCUUCGAGAUCUCCUACAUUAAUAGCUUGA
Messenger RNA from Ambispora leptoticha, 1563 nucleotides. The record is from the annotation of a GenBank genome assembly. Lineage: Eukaryota; Fungi; Glomeromycota; Glomeromycetes; Archaeosporales; Ambisporaceae.